GCCAUUCCCGAUGUUCAGGAAUGUGGCGAACUGGCUGCUGGCCGGAGGAUGAAGGAAGGGAUUCCAAGAAACCCGAAAGUAGGUCUUCUUUCUUGCCACGGCGCCCUCCUCCCCCGCGAUGCCUCUCUACGGCGGUCUGGUCUUCCCCUCCGGGAUUCGCCUCGAUCUUUAAAUGCACAGCAGCGCACGCCGUGGACAUCUGGUGGCCAACAACAACCCUAAAAUGCCCCAAGUCCCCGGCGCGGCCGAAUAGAAGGCGACUCGCCCGGGCCGCGGCGUCCCCGGCCGUCUCUUGGAUGUACAGGUGCCGGAGGCGGGCGGUGAGCUCUCCAGGGUGCUGAAAACUCGGGCCGCUUCUCCCGCUCAGCACUCGGACAGAACUCUCCCUUUGCCCUCCUGGAUUAAUACAUGACUCGGACAGGGCAGCUGGGGAAGAGGUGGUAACCGAUGCCUCGCCACCGGACCAUGGCCCGGAUUAGAUACCUGCGGGCAGCCGUCUCGGGAUUUUAUCUGUGGGAAGCGGCGGUGCUGCUCAGUUUGGUGGCCACAAAAGAAACAGACAGUGCAAGAUCUCGUAGCAUGCCAAUGUCUCCGUCCGAUUUCCUGGAUAAAUUAAUGGGUCGGAUGUCUGGCUACGAUGCAAGAAUCAGGCCAAACUUCAAAGGGCCUCCGGUAAAUGUCACAUGCAACAUCUUUAUAAACAGUUUUGGAUCCAUUGCAGAAACAACUAUGGAUUAUCGAGUGAAUAUAUUUCUCCGGCAAAACUGGAAUGAUCCACGCCUUGCUUAUAGUGAAUAUCCAGAUGACUCAUUAGAUCUAGAUCCUUCUAUGUUGGACUCUAUUUGGAAACCAGACUUGUUCUUUGCCAACGAAAAGGGUGCAAACUUUCAUGAAGUAACAACAGACAACAAAUUGCUACGGAUUUUUAAAAAUGGAAAUGUUCUUUAUUCUAUUAGGUUGACUUUAAUACUAUCCUGUCCAAUGGAUCUCAAAAAUUUCCCAAUGGAUGUCCAAACAUGUAUAAUGCAAUUGGAAAGCUUUGGAUAUACAAUGAAUGAUCUCAUUUUUGAAUGGCAAGAAAAUGGUGCUGUGCAAGUAGCAGACGGGCUCACUUUGCCACAGUUUCUGUUGAAAGAAGAUAAAGAUCUGUGUUAUUGUACCAAGCAUUAUAACACAGGCAAGUUUACCUGCAUUGAAGUUCGAUUCCACCUGGAAAGGCAGAUGGGUUAUUAUCUCAUUCAAAUGUAUAUACCCAGUCUCUUGAUUGUCAUACUCUCCUGGGUGUCAUUCUGGAUCAAUAUGGAUGCAGCUCCAGCCAGAGUUGCUUUAGGUAUAACAACUGUACUUACUAUGACAACACAGAGUUCAGGGUCACGGGCUUCACUCCCAAAGGUAUCAUACGUCAAGGCUAUUGACAUCUGGAUGGCUGUUUGCCUGCUUUUUGUAUUCUCGGCACUUCUGGAAUAUGCAGCUGUAAACUUUGUGUCAAGACAGCAUAAAGAACUGUUGAGAUUUCACCGAAAGAGGAAGAAGAACAAGGACGAUGAUAUGAGGGAGAAUCGGUUUAGCUUUACAGGCUAUGGAAUGGGCCCACCAUGUAUACAAGCAAAAGAUGGAGUGGCUCCGAAGGGGCCAAAUAAUCCAGUUCAGCCUAUACCAAAAAGCCCUGAAGAAAUGAGGAAGGUAUUCAUUGAUCGGGCCAAGAAAAUUGACACCAUAUCCCGAGCCUGUUUUCCAUUAGCCUUUCUGAUAUUCAACAUCUUUUACUGGGUCAUCUACAAAAUUGUUAGGCAUGAGGACAUUCACCAAAAGCAAGAUUAAGAUUUCCAGUGCAUAACAGCCCUGGUUUCCUGGUACUGUGCUACAAAUCAAUAUACAAAUACUGAUUGGUUCAUAAGGACAUGGAAAGGGGAAAUUGUAUUUGACUUGCUAUGCAAAGUCACAAAGGAAUAGAAGAAUGACAGCCAAUGAAGAUACAGUACCUGCAACACAGCAUUUCUACUUGUUCAUAACUAGAAGUAAACAACUUUUGCAAAGUUAAAUCACAGUGUUCUAGACUACAAGUUUACUGCCGACAAGUUUAUACAUAGUAUUAUAUAAUGGUAAAGUAUUCUUUGAAGUUCCUUGCUACUAUUUUUAAAUCACUUGUAUUUUUAAAAUCUAUUCAAAGGGAUUCCAAAUGUCUUUGGAUAAGUGCCAUAUUAACAGAGAUGCUACUACACUUUAAAAUCUCCUUUAUUGGAAAAUACCUACCUUGUUUCAGAAACUAUAACUAUGUGCUAAAGAGGGGUCCCUGUUAAGUGAUGAAGCACGUUUCCUCAAUUUAAGGGCACUGCCAAUGUUUUUUGUAACAAGCACAGGGCACAUUUUAAGCCCACAGAAAAAAAUUCACACAAAAUAUUUCAUACUGAGACAACCCACAAACAACUUACUUAGUGAGAUCCCACGGAUUUUCCUAGUCAUGUUUCAGUACUACUCUGUAAGAAGAAGUUUGUUGGUUGCCAAUCAUGAUAGACAAAAUAAGCAAGUCUUGGAUUAAUGCUAGGAUUUCCAAGGCUGCUUGCAAUAGGGAAAUAUCUUAUCACAUUAUACAUGAUGAAGAGAGUAAGAGUCAGCGGUCUAGACUUUCUGUCAGCCCCUGUCACUUGUCCAUUGCAAUUGGCUUCCAGUAAGUAUUCUUACCUUCAUAUCUUGGAUAUGAAGGUGGAGGAGAUGUUGGACAUAAUUUGGAGGUGAAUUAAAUUUAAAAUUAUUGAAAUAACAUGGAAUUAAUGCAAAAUGGAUUAUUAUAAAUUAAGUGUCCUUUCAUGAAUUAAUUGCAGGUGCAUAUGUUUUGGAUCUGUCUGUGCAUUCCAUUCUUCACUGAAAGGAUUGACAGAAAGACUUUACUGAACACUCUAUGAAACUUUUUUUCUGCCCUAAACCAGGGUUAGGGGUAGUAAGUGUGCCAAAUUAGAUCUCUGUAUAUGAUGUCAGACCAUGAACAUUUAAGUCUACUUCUAUAGAUCAGCUGUAGCUUCCAAACAAAUAAACAAACAAA
Molecule: messenger RNA, 3040 nt
Organism: Pogona vitticeps (central bearded dragon)
Lineage: Eukaryota; Metazoa; Chordata; Lepidosauria; Squamata; Agamidae
Gene: GLRA3
Product: glycine receptor alpha 3
Biological process (GO): chloride transport; monoatomic ion transmembrane transport
Cellular component (GO): postsynaptic membrane; plasma membrane
Molecular function (GO): transmitter-gated monoatomic ion channel activity; transmembrane signaling receptor activity; glycine binding
Source: RefSeq, a predicted model, not a curated record